UUUAUUGGAAAUGAAAAUCCAACUAAAUUUUUCAUCAUUUGUUAAUAUGGUGAAUUGAACAUUCUUUCACAGAAAAAAAAACAAAAAUGAUUCUAAAUCUCAUUAUUCAAAUAUUACUUUGCAUCUGUUUGAUUGCAUCGAUAAUAAUGUUUAUGCCUGGAUGUAUAUUGUUAGAUAUUCGACCCAAAAUUUAUCCAGCACAAUUACCAAGAUCAUUAGAUCAAUUUGAUCGAUUUGAAGAUUUAAAAAUCAAUGAAUUUACCAAAAUCAAUCUUAAUGAUAAUAAUACUGUACCAGAAUCAAUAGCCAUUUAUCAGGGUCAUCUUGUCACCGGAUCGGCUGAUAGUACAUUGUAUCUUAUUAAACAGACGGAUAAUUCGGUUGAAACAUUGGUGAAAAUUAUUGAUGAUAAAACGAAAACACAAAAUGGCCAUCAACAACCGAUUAUAUUGGGACUUCAAUUCGAUUCGAAAGGUGUUUUGUUUGCUGUCGUUUUAAAUUAUGGUAUCUACAAAGUGGAAGGAAUUUUCAGCAAAACAAAAAUGAAUGUCAAAGUAAGCGAAGUAUUAAGUGUUGAACAAACACAAACAUCUACUGGUGUGUUUAGUAAAUUUUUGGAUGAUAUUGCUAUCGAAGAACGAUCUAAUGGUGAACAUAUCUUGUACAUUACCGAUUUAAGUACCCGUUAUGAUUUUAAUCAAAUUGCAUUAUCUUUAUUAAGUGUUGAUUAUUCUGGACGAUUACUACGCUAUGAUAUGGCUGAAAAUCGACUAGACAUUUUGGCAAAUAAUUUACUUUGUCCAAAUGGUAUUGUUUUGUUACCGGAUAAAACAGCACUACUGUUUUCGGAUUUUAGUAAAUCUGUGAACAAAUAUUGGCUAAAAGGUUCAAAUGCCGGAAAAUUAGAGAAAAUAAUAACAAAUCUUCCGGCUGAAUUGGACAACAUCCGUCCAAGUAUAAAUGGAAAAACAUAUUGGCUAGCAAUGAGCAAUCCACGUACCAUGAAAAAACCAAGUGAAUUUGAUUAUUUUCUAAAAAAACCAUGGCUACGUACAUUGAUUUUGCGAACAUUACAUCUAAUAGGCAUGUUAUUUGAUAUUGUAAAACAAAUCAUACCAUCAAAUGAUUUUAUUGAUAAAAUGGCUAAUGAUUUAAAAACAGUACAAGGAAUACAUUCGUUAAGUGAAUUACAUAUAUCCGAUGGUGGAAUGAUGAUUGAAUUUGAUUCGGAUGGAAAAAUUUAUCAAAGUAUCUAUACACAUAAUGAAGAAUUGAAAUUAAUGAGUGAAAUUCGUGAAAUUUCAUCCAAACAAUCUGAUCAACGAAUUUUAUAUAUUGGAUCAUGGAAGUUACCAUAUAUUCGUAAGCUUGUAUUUUCGAAUAAAAAAUCUCAAAAAACUUUUUAAUAAAUAAAACAUGGAAAAACCUU
Molecule: messenger RNA, 1429 nt
Organism: Dermatophagoides pteronyssinus (European house dust mite)
Lineage: Eukaryota; Metazoa; Arthropoda; Arachnida; Sarcoptiformes; Pyroglyphidae
Product: adipocyte plasma membrane-associated protein-like
Cellular component (GO): endomembrane system
Molecular function (GO): hydrolase activity
Source: RefSeq, a predicted model, not a curated record